This is a messenger RNA of Zeugodacus cucurbitae (melon fly), 1634 nucleotides long. RefSeq lists its product as uncharacterized. The transcript is spliced from 6 exons. Gene Ontology annotation, molecular function: phosphatase activity. The record is from RefSeq and is a predicted model, not a curated record. Bases 700 to 1626 code for a protein of 308 amino acids. Gene Ontology annotation, cellular component: cytoplasm. Lineage: Eukaryota; Metazoa; Arthropoda; Insecta; Diptera; Tephritidae.
AUUAAAAUUUAUAGUUUCUGCAACUUUGAAUAUAUUUUUGGCAAUCUCUUACCAUUAUUAAAAAAUUGUUAAAGUUUAAUAAGUGUUAUAAAUAUUAGUCCGGCGAAGUGAAAGAAAUUCUAUGGUAAAGAAAAAUUGAAAUGAAAUUGUUAGUUAACCGUUUAACUAAUACCAUCUAUUUGCAUAAAAAAUUAGCGAAAUUUUUCGAAUAAAUAAUACCAACAGGUAUCUUAUCAAAUGCGGCCCGAGACUGUAGUGCAACCCUCAAAACCCCACCGCUGCCAUGCCAGGCAUGCCGGCAAAAUAACGUCAGGUGAGGAGUGACAACGGUAAUCGAUAUCAUCGCGCUAUGUAAACAUCAGCUAAAUGAAGUGUGUUGCCGGCUGCGAGUCAUAACUGUGCACUGUACUCAGUCACUCAUUGAGCGUCUGGCCACAGUUCACUCAACUGUUCAAGUUCAGAUCUCUCUUUUGCUAUCAGCUGAGCGUGAAGUGUGAAAAGCUUCAAAGCAAACACCUGAGACUCAAAUUUCUGCCACCGCCUGACAGGAGACAAUUUAACUAGCAGAAUUAAUGAAUCUUUUCGUAUCAUGGCAAAUCAAGGUGUUAUCAGCGUUGUGCUAAUAAAAAUUUGGUGAAGAAUGCUUUAGUGAUAAUUUGUCCAAGCCACGCGUAGGUGGUCGUGGUUCGUCGCACAAAUAUGCCUGAACGAAAAGUCUCGCAUAUUUUGAAGCUCUCCGCACAGGAGCAGCAGGAGUUCGUCAACUCCUUCGAUGUAAUGAUGUGUGAUUGUGAUGGUGUUAUGUGGAUGAUUGCGUCACCGCUGCCCCGGACGGGUGAGGCGGUGUGUGCGUUGAAGGUGGAUGGCAAACAAGUGCUCUUCGUGUCCAAUAAUAGUGUGCGCACGGAUGAAGAUUAUGUGAAAAAGUUCAAGGGAAUUGGUGUGAAGGAUUUUCAAGCGAACGACAUUAUGCAUCCAGUUAAGGCCAUGUUGUACUAUAUGAAGAAGCAUAAUAUCAAGCAGCCGGUUUUCUCAUUAUGCAGUGCACCCGGCAAUGAAACGCUACGUGACGGAGGCAUAGAUGUGAGAACUUUGGUCCCCGAGGAAGAGAUUACACCCGCUACUUUGGAGAAAAUCACAAGACCAGAAGAAAAAAUGGGCGCUGUUCUGUAUGACAUUAAAUUGGAUUUAUCUUAUGCGCAAAUUGUUGCGGCCACACGUUAUCUAGCAGAUAAAGAUUGUCAGUUUCUGGCGGGAGGUACAGAUUGGCUCUUACCGCUGACAGGAGAAGUGAUGGUGCCAGGAUUCUGCGAUUUCCUCGAAACCAUUAAGCGUUUCACCCAACGAGAGCCAACGAUUGUUUGCAAACCGGCGCUUUUGCUCGGCGACAUCUUGAAAGACGUCUAUAAAUUGGUCGAUCCCAAACGUUGCUUGUUCAUUGGCGAUUCGCUGACGCACGACAUACGCUUCGCUUUGGGUUGUGGCUUCCAAUCACUGCUCGUAUUGAGCGGCAGCACACCCGUAGAGGAAAUGUGGGAAGCAAAUGCGGAAGAUCUACCUCAUUAUUAUGCCGAUAGCAUAGCCGAUUUUAUAGAAUUAUAUGAUAAUAUUAGUAAAACUGUUUAAAAUUAUAA